Homarus americanus (American lobster) is the source of this 3695-nucleotide messenger RNA. Its product is annotated as phospholipase ABHD3-like. Gene Ontology annotation, molecular function: acetylesterase activity; monoacylglycerol lipase activity. Gene Ontology annotation, biological process: medium-chain fatty acid catabolic process; medium-chain fatty acid biosynthetic process. The coding region runs from base 320 to 2167 and encodes 615 amino acids. The record is from RefSeq and is a predicted model, not a curated record. The transcript has 8 exons. NCBI's taxonomy places the organism in Eukaryota, Metazoa, Arthropoda, Malacostraca, Decapoda, Nephropidae.
CAGUUGCCGGCCGGCCAACGUGUCGUACGGAGGCUCUGCAGUAUUCCUGACUGAGCAACCACAUCCCACGCCGCUACAUGACGGUCAUCAUGUGAUGUCGUUAAGUGUGUGCGUGUGUCUGCUGUGUCGUGACGUUACUCCAUGUGUGCGUGUUGGAGACGUGACGGGCUGAAACUAACAUCCUCACAGCUUUGAGUGGGAUGAGUAAUGAGUGUCAUGCAGCAGGAGGUGUGAGGGAGGUGGGCGGAGGUGAACAAGUAGCGAGAGUGAGCGGUAUUGUGAGGUGAAGGAAGGAAGGAGGGAGAGAGAGUGAGGCAAGAUGGAUUUUUAUAGUUUAUACAGCGAGUGUCCCAGUAUCAUGCUUGGCCUCUCCGUCGGCGCUGGCCUCAUCGUCUACUACUUGCUGGAGGUCGUCAGGCGGCCUCAGUUGACGUGCAGACGAAGUGAGUGGCGAAGGUUUCUGGAGACCCACCUCACUAUCCUGCAGGAGAAGUACUGGCCCACACCCUGGUGCUAUGAGUCUCACUGCCAGACCGUGUUGGCUUCCCUCCUGCGGCUCAGACUGCCAGAUAUCACGUACAAGAGGGAAGUGUUGCAACUGAAGGACGGAGGGCAGAUCAGCUUGGACUGGUUGGCGGGGGUUGAGGUGGGUGCUGGUAGUCCCAUCGUGCUGGUGUUGCCAGGGUUGACGGGGUCCUCCCAGAGCGAGUACGUCAAGGGCUUGAUGCUGGCCGUACGACACCUGCCAGCUCGAUGCGUAGUCCUCAACAACCGUGGUAUUGGUGGCGUAAGACUCAUGACCACGAGGACCUAUUGUGCCGCCAACAGUGAUGACCUGGAGGAGGCGCUGCAGUACCUCAGUAGCACCCACCCCGGCGUGCCCAUAGUGGCCAUCGGGAUAUCUCUAGGGGGAAUGAUCACGGGGAACUACCUGACGACGCGGGGUGAGCGGGCCGCCAAGUACCUGACUGCGGCAGUGGUAAUGUCCAUCCCUUGGAACAUGGUGCUGGGUUUGAGCAGCAUGGAGAAGCCUCUCUGCAACCUGCUGCUCAAUCGCUACCUCGCCCACUGCCUCUGUCAACUCGCGGACAGUAUGAGCUACCAACUGGCCGGCGACCAACACAAGUGGAACCUCAAACAAGUUAUGAAGAGUAAAACCAUCCGGGAGUUUGAUACACAGUUCACGGCGAUGCAGUUUGGGUUCCGUGACGCCGAGGACUAUUACCUCUCCUCCUGCCUUCACGACAAGCUGGACCGUAUCAAGAUUCCUCUACUGUGUCUCACUGCUGCUGAUGACCCCUUCCAGCCUUUACACGCCAUACCUCUGGAGGCGGCGAAGAGGUCGAGUCAUGUGGCCAUCAUCGUGACGGCUCGGGGUGGCCACAUAGGGUUCAUGGAGGGCGUCCUACCCACCACCUACUACUACAGUGACCGUCUAAUAAGUCAGCUCCUCGCGGCCAUCUUCAGCAACGUCGACCAGUUGAAACAAAUCAGGAAGGAGGCUGACAACUUUGCCAGCGCCGUCUUUAACAACAUCGAUGGGAAGUUAGAGUCCGAUGAUAACGUCGACGGGAAGAUAGAGUCCUAUGAUAACGAUGAUAACGUCGACGGGAAGAUAGAGUCCUAUGAUAACGAUGAUAACGUCGACGGGAAGAUAGAGUCCUAUGAUAACAUCAACGGGAAGAUAGAGUCCUAUGAUAACAUCAACGGGAAGAUAGAGUCCUAUGAUAACAUCGACUUCUAUGAUCACGUCGACGGGAAGAUAGGGUGCUAUGAUCACGUCGACGGGAACAUAGAGUCCUCUAAAAAGGUCGACGGGAAGAUAGAGUCCUGUGAUAACAUCGACGGGAAGAUAGAGUCCUAUGAUAACACCGACGGGAAGAUAGAGUCCUAUGAUAACACCGACGGGAAGAUAGAGUCCUAUAAUAACAUCGACGGGAAGAUAGAGUCCUAUGAUAACAUCGACGGGAAGAUAGAGUCCUAUGAUAACAUCGACGGGAAUAAGGCGAACGAGACACGCGAAUACGACAAUGCCAUUCAUGACAACGUUGACGCCGCCACUCAGAAAUCUUCCAAUAACUCUGAAGACACGGAGGAGACGACGAAGGGGGAGAAGGAAGAGUACAACACCGCCGAACUUAAGAGAGGCGUUGGUGAAGUGUCUUAACAGAGGAAGCCGCGUAUACCACCACUGAACAACAUAGGAAUUCAACUGAUAACUCAACCGGGAUAAAAAUAUUUGGUUUUAUUGAGUAAACAAACAACUGUGUGAAUACGAAACAAAUGAAAGAACAGAAGAUAAGAAAGAAAGUGGGUAGUGAAUGAGGAGGAGGAGGAGGAGAAAACAGGAGAAUGACAGAUAAAAGAAAGAGACACUGACAAAGAACAAGGUGGACAGAGAAAAGAGAAGAAGGGGGUAGUAUAACCAGAUAAAGGAGGAAUGUAGAGAUGGACAAAAAUAGUGCAUGACAAAAAGCAAAGGAGAAGAAGAAGAAAUUGUGAUAAAGAACAGUGUGUAACAAAGACCAAAAAAAUAAUAACGGAAUAAAUAGUGGCAGUAAAACAAGGUGUGAAGACAAAAUGACAACAAAACAUAAAUAUAAAAUAAAUAGACGAUAAAAGUCAUAAAAUAGCAAUAAAUAGAUGAAACAGGGACCAGACCGGGAUGGGAAAAAAUAAUAGUCAAACGCUUGAGUCUCUGUGGAGUACUGUCGCCAUUCUGUAACCACUAGUGCGUGUAACAAGUUAGAUAAAUACGCCUUUCGUUAUCAGUUAGGGAGGAUGUUAUUAGUCUUGUGUCGUAACUUAAAUGAGUUCUUUAAUUGGCCAGUUAGAGGGGAGUUGUGGUAGUUACUUUUUAUGAAACAACGAGAGGUUUUAUGAAGAGGCAAUUUUACCUGUUAUGCAAAAAGAUAUUAUUGAUUCAGGUGCUUUUUUUAGCCCUUUCAGCACGAGGGAGUUAAACCAUAGUGAUCAAAAGACUAAAAUAAUCGUCCUCAAAUGGUUAAACCACCGUCCUCGAAAGGGUUAAAUCAUCAUCCUCAAAAAGGGUUAAAACGUAGUAAUUAAAAGGUUAAAACAAGUCCUUAAAAGAGUUAAACCAUAAUCCUCAAGGAGUUAAAACCAUCGUCCUCAAGGAAUUAAACUAAAAGAAUGGUGGUCCUGUUUAUAGCCUCAAAGAUGCUUACGAUAAAAUAUUCCUCGUAAAUUAUUAUGUAUACAGGUAACUUGAUCGACUUAGGAGCUACGACGCUAAAAUAAGUCAAAAUGGUGACAAAACUGCACAGACUCUACAUUAGUGAUUAGGUAUGUUGUUUCAUUCCAAGUUAAUACGGAGAUAAAAUAAAACGUAUAAUUUAUUGUGAAUCUGAGUGUAUGCUAGAGGAAAUAGUUGAGUGUUAGGUGACAGAGAGCUGGAUCCCUGGUGCAUGAGGACAACAGGUAUAAACAUUAACGAACGAGUGUCUGAUUGGCUGUUGACUGGCCAAUCACCGAGAUGUGGGAAUAAUUAUUCAAUGAGUUAAGUAUUAAAUAUAAUUAAUUAUUUAUAAGAUCUCAAUAAAUAAAUACAUAGUCUCUCUCUUUUAUGCUAAUAUGUAUGAAACAAUUUUUUCGCCCGCGGAAUGUUGACAAGCGGGCGGUAAUUUUAUUCUUCUUUCAAUAAAUAUCAAAUAAAACUAAGAUUAUAUGAGUGA